Clunio marinus is the source of this 1125-nucleotide messenger RNA. Lineage: Eukaryota; Metazoa; Arthropoda; Insecta; Diptera; Chironomidae. The record is from the annotation of a GenBank genome assembly.
AUGCCACUACCGCCUACGUUUAUGAAAGAUUUUCAUUAUGAAGAUCAAGUGAAAAAAAUGGAAUAUCGACAGCUUGGCAACACUCAUAUGAUAGUGUCACGUGUGUCCAUUGGAGGUGCAACAAUUUGCAGUAAUUUUUAUGGCAAAUUAGACUUUGAAGAAGCAAGGCGAACUGUUCAUGAAGCUUUUAAGCGAGGAAUAAAUUAUAUUGACACAGCACCUUAUUACGGGGAUUCAGAAAUAAAUGUUGGAAAAAUUCUUAAAGAUAUUCCUCGUCAAGUCUUUUACAUCGCUACAAAAACUUGUAGGUAUUCAACCACUGGUGCUAAACAGUUCGAUUUUAGUUAUGAACGAACGAUGAAAAGCGUUGAUGAAAGCUUAUUACGCCUCGGGGUCGAUUACAUCGACCUUUAUCAAUUACACGAUGUUGAGUUUGCGGAUAACAUUGACGAUGUAAUUAACGGAGCUUUUCGAGCGUGUCUUGAGCUGAAAGCACAGGGGAAAAUUCGAGCGAUUGGCAUUAAUGGAUAUCCCUUGAGUGUCUUGAAAGAAGGUUUAAUUAAAGGCAACGGAAAAUUUGACACCGUUCUGACCUACGCUCGAUAUACACUUCACGACAAUUCUCUUCUUGAUUAUUUUCCAUUCUUUAAUGAAAUGAAGGUUGGUGUUAUUGUAGCAUCACCUCAAUCUUGUGGAAUGCUUACAAAUCGUGCUACGCCUUCAUGGCAUCCUGCAAGUCAAGAACUCAAGGAGAUUGUCGAGGAAGCUGCGAAAUGUGUUUUCGAAAGUGGAUGAUUCUAUUAAACAUUGGGAGGGUGUUGAAGUCGGCAGGUACAGAGAGCAGCAGAAGCUUUGGAAGUGAGAUUGAUUUUCCUAGAAUAUUUCUUAUUUCUUUCCAUUUGCUGUCUUUUCGAUGUAAAAAUAUAUUAUUCAGAGGGUGGAGUAUUUCGUUUCUUUUGAUGGGUUUGAGAGUGACAACAGUAAAAAUAUCAACAAGUAGACAUGUAAAAAGUUUUCUAUCAACUGGAAAAGUUUGUGAGAGAAAUAAAUGCAAGUUUUAUGUAACAGAACCAUCAAACUCUUCCCAUAAAUAAAUAAAUUGACUUCCCAUCAAAUAUUUAACUU